AUGGACUACCUGAUCCGCUUCACCCAAAUUCAUGAGUCCUUCCGCAAACCAGAGACAGACGCUCUUGCUACCCUGGCCAAUAUCGAUUUGGAAUGGGUGUUCUAUUCUGAAGAAUCUCCCUUCGCCAUCGUACGCUUCCCACAGCCACAGGCAAAGGACUCCGCCGCUGCAGCCCGGUCCUUAAUAACCCGCUCGAUCCUCAGCUACAGCAUCUACGAACUAUGGGGCUCCGGCCACGACUACCCAUCCCUCCACGCUGAUGUCCGCCACCGCACUUCAGCCUUAUGGCCCCAACACUGCCAUUCCACCUUCCGCUUCGAGGUCGACGCUUUCCAAGGUAGCCACACCGCUGCCGAACACCGGGACAUCAUCGAAUCCUUCGCCUACACCGGCUUCCACGGACCCAUCCGCAUGCGCAACCCGGACAACCAAUUCGUCGUCUUCGAGGAAUAUGAACUCGACGCUCCCAUUCCGAAGUGGACAUGUCUAGGCAGACUCAUUGCAGAAAGCGGCCGCAAAGCGAUCAACAAGUACAGUCUCAAGAAGCGUAGCUACAUCGCCACUACGUCUAUGGAUGCGGAGCUAUCGCUGGUAACGGCAAAUCUGGCGCAUGCUGCGGAUGGCAAAUUGUGCUAUGACCCAUUCGUUGGGACGGGAUCGUUCCCACUUGCUUGUGCGCAUUUCGGAGCUUCAGUUUUCGGAAGUGAUCUGGAUGGUCGUAGCAUUCGUGGGAAGAAAGGUAGGGAUGUCAAGGGCAACUUCAAGCAGUACGGUACUUCAUCACUGUACCUUGGUGGGUUUGUCGCAGACCUCACGAACACUCCUCUACGACGAGAGCGCUUUCUGGACGCGAUCCUCUGCGAUCCUCCGUACGGUGUGCGCGAAGGUCUCAAAGUGCUCGGCAGCAACAAGCCCUCGCUACAAGAAGAGGUACUUCUAGCGGACGGCCAGCCAGCUCAUCUCGCGGCGAGCUACCUGCCUCCGAAGAAAGUCUACAGCUUCACACGCAUGCUGGGCGACAUUCUGGACUUCAGCGCAAUUAUGCUGGUCGAUGACGGCCGACUAUGCAUGUGGAUGCCUGUUGCAGGGGCGACCGCAACGGAUGAAGAAGAUGAUACUGACGCCACCGAGGAAUAUGCCGUACCACAACAUCCUGCUCUUGAAAUUGUCAGCGAGUGCACACAGCAUUUCAACAAGUGGUCGAGGCGGCUACUCACCUACCGACGAAGGCAUGACUCCUGUGUAGACGGUGAUGCAAUGCUGGCUUACCGAGCUGAGAGACUAGGGCUCCAGAGCGUGAAUGGGGUUGGCACGGCAGAUGACUUGAACUCCUUCCGACGAAAGUAUUUCCAAGGCUUCCUGGAUCCCGCUCUACCACGAAAGCAUGAGAAGCUGCCUCACACGUACUAG
Saxophila tyrrhenica is the source of this 1410-nucleotide messenger RNA. RefSeq lists its product as uncharacterized. Lineage: Eukaryota; Fungi; Ascomycota; Dothideomycetes; Mycosphaerellales; Extremaceae. Gene Ontology annotation, molecular function: methyltransferase activity; nucleic acid binding. Gene Ontology annotation, biological process: methylation. Gene Ontology annotation, cellular component: cytoplasm. The record is from RefSeq and is a predicted model, not a curated record. Bases 1 to 1410 code for a protein of 469 amino acids. The transcript has 3 exons.